CUUCACCGAUAUCAAACGCCCUCAUCAAAACCCUGGAGACUGUUCCAAAAGACGCAUAGAGAUAAGUAAAGACCAGAAUCAUAUUUUGCCGUGAAUCAUCAACCUAUAAGAACAUGGAGAUUUCAGAAGAGACCAGCAUAAUUAGUCAACUCAAUGAUAGAAUUGAGACGGCACGCCAGGCCGUCGACGCUACUUCUCGAAACCAUUCUGAACUGGCUUUGCGUUUAAGCGACCUUGGAAUUCAACUCGGUGAAAGAUUCGACAAAGAGGGGGCUAUAGGCGACCUUGAAGCGGCUAUAAAUGCAAUACGACAAGCCGUCGAGGCUACUCCUCAAAACCAUCUCAAUCGUGCUGCAUUAUUAAAUAGCCUGGGAAUCUUUCUUGUAUUGAGAUAUAACACGAUAGGAUUUGUAGCUGACCUCGAAACGGCUAUUGAAACAGCACGCCAGGCUGUCAGUAUUACUCCUCAAAAUCAUCCUAAUCGGGCUAUUUACUUGGGCAAUCUCGGAAAUCACCUUGGGGACAGAUUCAACAGGACAGGAGCUAUAGUUGACAUUGAAGAGGUUAUUGAAAUAGCACGCCAAGCUGUCAAUGCUACUCCUCAAGACCAUCCUAAUUGGGCUAUUCACAUGACCAACCUUGGAAAUCACCUUGGGGAUAAAUUCAAUAGGACAGGAGCUAUAGCCGACCUUGAAGCGGCUAUAGAUGCAACACGACAAGCCAUCGAUACUAUUCCUCAAGACCAUCCCGACACAGCUGAUUUCUUGAAUAACCAUGGAGAAUCACUCAGGAACAGGUUCGACAUGACGGGGGAUGUGGCUGAUCUAGAAGAAGCCAUAAAUUUAACACGCCAAGCUGUCAUAACUACUCCUCAAGGUCAUCGUAACCGGGCCGUAUAUUUAAGCAACUUUGGGAUUGCACUCGGAGUCAGAUUCGACAGGACGGGAGCUAUAGCCGAUCUCGAAGCGGCUAUUAGCGCAGAACGCCAAGCCGUUAAUGUAACUCCGAAAGAUCAUACAGACUAUGCUAGAUAUCUGAACAACCUUGGAGAAGUACUCAGGAAAAGAUUCAGCAGAACCGGGGCUAUGGCCGAUCUUGAAGAAGCCAUAAAUACAACAUGCCGAGCUGUCAGCGCUUCUCGAGACCAUCUUGACCGGGCUCUAUAUCUUUGCAACCUUGGGAUUCAAUUUGGGAAUAGAUUUAGCAGGACAAGAGCUAUGAUCGACCUUGAAGAGGCUAUAAAAAUAACGCGCCUGGCCGUCGAUGCUACUCCUCAAGACCAUCCUAACUGGGCCUUUUACUUAGGUAACCUUGGAAACUACCUUGGGGAUAAAUUUGGCAAGACAGGGGCUAUAGCCAACCUUGAAGAGGCUAUAAAAGCAACAUGUCUGGCCAUAGAUACUAUUCCCCAAGACCAUCCCGCUUAUACUUUUGAGUUAAGCAACCUUGGAAAUCGACUUAUGGCCAAAUUUAAGAGAACUGAAGCUCCAGCCGAUCUUAUGGAGGCUAUAGAGACAGCACGCCAGGCUGUCGAUGCCGCUCCUCAAGACCAUCCUAAUCUGGCUAUUUACUUGAACAAUCUUGGGAGUCACCUUAGGGACAAAUUCGAUAGGACACAAGAUACGGCCGAUUUGGAAGCGUCUUACCGUCACUUUGUUAACGCUCUUUCUCAACAUACUGCUCCUAUUUCGCAACGCGUUAUUGCUGGCCGUAGACUGCUUUCAUCCGACUGGGCCUUUCAAGAUACGCCAGAUAUCGAAGGAUAUGCCAGAACGGCACUCGAACUUCUUCCUCAACUAACGCCUCACUCUCUCCAAAACGCCGACAAACAGCACCUUCUUCUUCAAGCUGCCGGACUCGCAUCAGACGCGGCUGCCAUUGCACUGCUAAUGCAACAAGCUCCAGCGACGGUAGUUCAAUGGCUCGAGAUGGGCCGCGGCGUCCUUGUUAGUGGCCUUCAAGAUCUACGUACAGACAUGUCUAUUUUAAGCCAAAAGUACCCUAGAUUAUCUGACUCUUUCAAUAAUUGGCGGGCCAUUCUGGACGCUCCAGCCGAAGCAGACGCUCCAGUCGAAGCAAAAGGCGCAAUCUUUCAAAAAGCAUAUAAAUUACGCAUGCAAUCAGAAACGGACAAACGUCGACAUGCCUAUGAGCAGCUCCAGAGAACUAUACAUGAGAUCAGGAAACAGCCCGGAUUCGAUCGCUUUCUCCUCUCCCCAGCCAAAAAUGAGCUACUACAAGCUGCAGAGAACGGUCCUGUGAUUAUUAUAAACAUUAGUCGGCACCGCUCUGAUGCUUUGAUCGUCUUAAAAACAACGAUCCAAUGUCUUGAGCUACCGAAUAUGAGAUAUCAAGAUAUCAAGAAGUAUCGCCAAGCUCUCUCGUUGCCGUCAUCUGCCAUGUUAGAGUGGCUUUGGGACUGCGUAGUCGAUCCUAUCCUUAACCAUCUAAGCUUCUCACAAACCAUAUCCGAAGAACCAUGGCCGCGGGUAUGGUGGAUCCCUAUCGGACCACUUGUCGGAUUUCCCUUGCACGCCGCCGGAUAUCACUUGGAGAAUCAAGGUCGAACCACUAUAGAUCGGGUUGUUUCUUCUUAUGCGACAUCGCUACGUUCAAUGAUACAUACGCGUCUACAGCCAUGGUUGAAGCAGGCAAUGAGCAAUCUUGUUGUUGUUGCGAUGGAAUACACUAGAAACAAAAGCCAACUGAAAUAUGCCAGCAAAGAAAUCGAAGCAAUCAAGACAAUAGGCGAAUUGGUAAAGAUAAAACCGAUCUUCCCCGAGAAAAGAAAAAGUGCAGUUCAGUUGGCCUUAGAAGACUGCGAAAUCUUCCACUUUGCUGGUCACGGUAGUACACAUCCAGUACAGCCGCUACAGAGUCAGCUGCUGCUCGAUGAUUGGGAAGAUGAUCCUUUCACGGUGGGAAGCCUCUUGCAAAUCAAUCUGUCUCGUCGUAUGCCGUUUCUUGCAUACCUUUCGGCCUGUGGAACGAGCCAAAUCCUCGACGAACAAUCAGCCGAUGAGAGCAUCCACCUAAGUAGCGCAUGCCAGCUGGCCGGCUUUCGACACGUGAUAGGCACACUAUGGAGUGUGGAUGAUGAAUUGUGUGUUAAGAUGGCAACACCGAUAUAUAACACCCUAGCGAAAGAAGGUCUAUGCGAUGAGUCUGUCAGUUACGGGCUGCACCUGGCGAGUCGGCAACUACGGGACGAGUGGGUGCAGAGCAUGAUAUGGGAGAAGGGAAACGGUAGAAAUGAAGCGAGUAAUGGACAGGAUUCAUCCAGAGAUAUAGAGUUCACGAUGGAGCCGGAGUUCAACAGGCUGCUAUGGGUUCCUUAUGUUCACUACGGGGUUUAAGAUGUUACCUUGGCUCAGGAUAGCAUGCUGCAUUUACGCCUGGGUAAUUGCGAACUUGAUACCUUCUUUGCCGCACAUCCAGCUGGACCCAAAGAAACAUGGUGAUAAUGUUCUCGACAAAGAUAUUUUGGCAUUGCACAGCCCUGGCUAUGCAAGUGAGCUAAGGUAGAAAUAUAUAGAUUGAUAAAUUAGCAGACUCUUCGAUAGCAAAG
Truncatella angustata is the source of this 3568-nucleotide messenger RNA. RefSeq names its product CHAT domain-containing protein. The transcript has 2 exons. The record is from RefSeq and is a predicted model, not a curated record. Lineage: Eukaryota; Fungi; Ascomycota; Sordariomycetes; Amphisphaeriales; Sporocadaceae. Bases 114 to 3356 code for a protein of 1080 amino acids. Gene Ontology annotation, molecular function: protein binding.